AGAGACUUAUUAAAGGAAUUUCCACAGCCUAAAAACUUGCUCAACAGUGUGAUUGGACGAGCCCUGGGCAUUUCUCAUGCGAGGGACAAGCUGGUGUACAUCCAUACCAAUGGGCCAAGGAAAAAGAAAGUCACUCUGCAUAUAAAGUGGCCUAAGAAUGUGGAAGUGGAAGGCUAUGGGACCAAGAAGAUCGAUGCCGAGAGGCAGGCAGCAGCUGCAGCGUGUCAGCUCUUCAAGGGCUGGGGUUUGCUGGGGCCCAGAAAUGAGCUCUUUGAUGCUGCAAAGUACAGGCUUCUCGCUGACCAGCUUGGCUGUCCCGACGAGAGGUGGUGCACGGAGGGCAAGUGGCGCUCCAAGUCCGGACCUUCUCUCGCAGACUUGUCAACCUGCUGGCGACGGAUGGAGCCGGACGAUUCCAUCCAGCCCAUGGAACAGGGCAGGAUGCCUAAAGCCAUGAGGAGAGAAGAGCUGGAGGAAGGGGAGCUAGAGGAAGGGGAACUGGAGGAAGGAGAGCUGGAAGAAGAAGCAAUUGAUGUUUCUGAUUAUCUACCUAUGGCACAUCAGGACGCUCGAACCUCAGGCAGAGAUCCAAGCCGAGGAGGGAGUUCCAUUGAAAUGACGGACGACAACACCGCCAUCCGUGCCCUGACGCAGUUCCCACUUCCCAAAAAUCUUCUGGCCCAAGUGAUUCAGAUUGCGACCUCUUCCUCCACAGUCAAGGAGUACAUGCAGUUCCGUACAGUAGGCACCAAGACCAAGAUCUGCAAGCUCUCGCUCCGCUGGCCUUGUCCGAUGACUUUUGCUGCCAAGGGUCGUCGCAAGGUGGAGGCAGAAAACAAAGCAGCGGCACUGGCCUGUCAGAAGCUUAAGAGCCUUGGCUUGGUGGACAAGAACAACAACCCCCUCAGCCAUGCGAUGUACAACAUGACUUCACUCCGGGAGCUCGGUGAGAACCAGAGGAAGCCCUGCCACAUCAAAGUCCCCGAAGCAACCCUGCGGAAGAUUGAGAACUAUCUGAAUCAUUAUCCAGUGGACAUCAGGGAAUCCAGGCCCCGGAUUGCUGAUGACAUGAUGAACCUGAGCAAGGAAUCUGGUGCGAUAAGUGAUGCAAUCACAGGGAAGACAUACAUACCCAUGUUGGAAGCAGAGGAAGUGCGCCUUAGCCAGAAUCUCCUGGCCCUCUGGAAAAGGAGAGGAUCCUCGUGGCAGGAAAGCCCCCCGCUGCCAGUAGAUCCUCACAAGGACACCAUCCUGUCAGCCAUUGAGCAGAACCCCGUAGUGGUAAUAGCAGGAGACACAGGCUGCGGGAAAACCACGAGGAUCCCUCAGCUCCUGCUGGAACACUACAUCCUGGAGGGACGUGGCGCCCGCUGCAACGUCGUCAUCACCCAGCCAAGGAGGAUCAGCGCCAUCUCGGUCGCCCAGCGUGUGGCACAAGAGCUGGGUCCCAACAUGAGGAAGAACGUGGGUUACCAGGUACGACUGGAGAGCAAACCACCUGCCAGGGGAGGAGCCCUGCUUUUCUGCACCGUCGGCAUCCUGCUGCGGAAGCUGCAGGGGAACCCCAGCCUGGAAGGCGUCAGCCAUGUCGUGGGUGAUGAGGUCCACGAGCGAGACGUCAACACCGAUUUCCUGCUUUUUUUUAAGCUCAACCCUGACCUGCGCCUGGUUCUGAUGAGCGCCACGGGAGACAAUCAGCGCUUCUCGCAUUACUUUGGGGAUUGCCCUGUGGUCAAGGUGCCGGGCUUCAUGUACCCGGUGAAGGAGUACUACCUGGAGGAGAUCCUGGCCAAGCUGGGCCGGCACCGACACCGGCACUAUGAGAUCAAGCAAUCGGACGAUGAAUGUGUCCUUGACCUUGAUCUCAUCACUGACCUCGUACUCCAGAUCGAUGCCCACGGAGAACCAGGUGGGAUCCUCUGCUUCCUCCCUGGCUGGCAGGAAAUCAAAGGAGUGCAGCAGCGCCUGCUGGAGAUGCUGGGAUCUCAGAACAGCCGGUACCUCGUCUUACCAGUGCACUCCAACAUCCCCAUGAUGGACCAGCAAAACAUCUUCCAGCGGCCUCCACCUGGCGUCAGGAAGAUCGUCCUGGCCACCAACAUCGCCGAGACCUCCAUCACCAUCAACGACAUUGUCCACGUAGUGGACAGCGGCACGCACAAGGAGGAACGCUACGAUCUAAAGACCAAGGUGUCCUGCCUGGAGACGGUGUGGGUGUCCAAGUCCAACGUGGUGCAGAGGCGAGGGCGGGCUGGCCGCUGUCAGUCGGGAUUUGCCUAUCACCUCUUCCCUCGCAGCCGCCUCGACAAGAUGCCAACUUACCAGGUUCCGGAGAUCCUACGCACCCCACUGGAGAACCUGGUGGUUCAGGCCAAGAUCCACAUGCCAGAGAAGACGGCAGUUGAAUUUCUCUCCAAGGCUCUGGACAGCCCGGACAUCAAAGCUGUGGAUGAAGCAGUGAUCUUGCUGCAGGAGAUUGGAGUGCUGGACCAGCGAGAAGCUCUCACCACUUUGGGCAAACGCCUUGCCCAGAUCUCCACGGAUCCUCGGCUGGCCAAGGCCAUUGUCUUGGCGUCCAUCUACCGUUGCCUCCACCCUCUGCUUGUCAUCGUUUCCUGCCUCACCCGAGACCCCUUCAGCAGCAGCCUGCAAAACCGUGCGGAGGUGGACAAGGCCAAGGCUGUUCUGAGCCGGGAGAGCGGGAGCGAUCACCUGGCAUUUGUCAGAGCUGUGGCAGGCUGGGAGGAGGUGCUGAGACGCAGAGACAGCCGUGCCAGGGAUAACUACCUGCAGGACUACUACCUGUACGGCCCCAGCCUUCGCUUCAUCAACGGCCUUGUCAAGCAGUUCUCUGAGAACCUCUACGAAGCCUUCCUGGUGUCGUCCCCGUCUGACUGUACCAUGCCCUCGUCUGUGUGUAACCAGUACAGCGAAGAGGAGGAACUGGUCAAGGGCGUCCUCAUGGCUGGGCUCUACCCCAACCUCAUCCAGCUUGGUCUGGGCACCCUCGAGGUGGCACCUUCCUCCUCCCGUUUGCCGCCCCUUGCCGUGCUGCUCAUGACCGACACGGAUAUCCACGUGCGAGGUGAGUGCCGCAGGGCUGACGCUUCCACCUGCCGCGGGAGGGGGGGGCCCUGCCUGUGCUACGAGAUGGCCGCCAUCCCUGGGGACCUGCACCACCAGCACAGCCAGCUGCUCGACAUCCUGGUGGAUCUGCUCAAAGGCCCUCCCGGCAGCUUUGGCGCUUAG
Pterocles gutturalis (yellow-throated sandgrouse) is the source of this 3249-nucleotide messenger RNA. RefSeq names its product DEAH (Asp-Glu-Ala-His) box helicase 30 (gene DHX30). Gene Ontology annotation, molecular function: ATP binding; G-quadruplex RNA binding; DNA helicase activity. Gene Ontology annotation, cellular component: cytoplasm; nucleus; intracellular anatomical structure. The record is from RefSeq and is a predicted model, not a curated record. NCBI's taxonomy places the organism in Eukaryota, Metazoa, Chordata, Aves, Pterocliformes, Pteroclidae.